CUUUGUAGUUGGUUCUGAUGUGUUUAACAAUUACUUCGAUCUUUGAGUCUUCGAUGCAGUUUUGAAGUUUCGAGUUUUGUUUCCUUACAUUUUUAGGUGGUGAUUAAUUAUUUGGAAUUGUGGAUACAUACUUAGUAUUUAUACUUAUUAAUUCCAUACAAUGAGGAUCGCAUGAUUCAUCUUGGGAAAGAAAUUGGUAUAAUAACUAUAGUUUAAUUUCUUUUGUUGGAGAAUCUAUAACCUACUCUAGUCAAAAUGAGGUGUUACGUAAGUCUCGUGUGUUUAUUGAGUGUGCUAGUGUAUGUGAAUUCCGCACCUCUUGAUGCCUCUACUGGUCUCCAGAUUGGAGCAAGCGCUGGAACUACCCCUAUGAGUGGAGGGGGUCUAGGAGGUUUAACGAAUAUUUUAUCUCAAGUUGAUUUACCAGGAUUAUUGAGAGGAGUUAAUAGUUUAGUCAAAUUAGUUGGAGCAUUUUGUCCACCAUUGUCACAGAUUCUGGAUAAUGUAAUACAAAAUGUAACUAGCACAGCAUUCAGAGUAUUUGGACGAGCAAUAUUACAAAAUGGAGGUUUGGGUGGGGGACGCUCAGGUGGUGGGGGAGGAGGAAAAGUCAGUGUUGUACUCCCCACCUUCCCCCCAGAUGAAGAUGACGAAGAUUACGACGAGGAAACGGAAGCUCCUGCAGCAGAAACCAUUAACGGAAGCGGGUCUGACGGAUCUCAGAGCGCUGCUGCUUUGAGUGUUCCUAGCACAAGCGCUGACGCUAGUAGUUAUAGCAGUGGUGCUAGUAUAGCUCCUAGCGCAGACUUGAACAGGAAGGAAGAUGCAUUAUAUACAUCACCUGCCGGCGAAGAGAGCAACCUCAUCGCGAAGAGGCACGUGAGGGUGACGCGAGAGGCAGCGGAAGAGGAGGAAGAAGAACUGGACCAAGAUGGCGCAGAAUCAGCCCCCGAGCCGGCCGAGGACCUCUCCAACUUGGAGGACGACCAAGACCGUGACAAGAGGUUCCUGCCCUUCGGAGGCAGUGCCGACGGACAUGCCUCCGGGGGGUCCGGGAACUUCUUGUUCGACAUUAUCCGGUUGGUAGCUGGAUCUGGAGCAACAGAAGAAUCAGAUGAGAAAGCUAAUUUCCCAGGAGGUGUAGCUGAGGUCGAUGUCCAAAAGAGCGUGGACCAUGAGGGAAUCCCCGGACCGAUCACAAGACUAUUCGUCAUUGCCAAUCGUGGUGUUGCCAACCUAGUCCAAGAUCUGAUCCUGCGUUUGGCCCAAACCAGUGAAAGAUUAGUCAACUUCAAGGCACGUCUCAUCACGUCCCUCAUCUAAAAUGUGCAUUAUUUAAGUGUGGUUGAAAUUGUUAUUGCAUUAUUUGCAAAAAAAUCCCUUCCCUUUACCAAAAAUUGUCGACAAAUUUCUGUAUUAUAAUUUUGUUUUUGGAACCAGUAAUUCCCAAAAAAACAGCUUUAGAUUAUUUGUGUUUGUGAGAUAGGGAAGGAAAUCACCUUUAUUUCACUUAACUUAUCUUAUAUAUUGUUACGUUUUAUUCUGUGGUCUUAUUUAAAUUCAUUUUGUAUAUAGAUUUUAUUAUUUUGCUGUCUUCUUAUAGUUUAUAUAAUCUUCUUGCCAUGUCCAACUUUUAUUUUCUGUUUUCUUGUGAAUGAAAUGAUGAGAUCAAAGAAUACUUAUAAUUCCUCAUAAUAUUAUUUCUGCUAUUCCCUGAAUAUUAUCACUAUUAGUAUAUUCAUUGUAAUUUUCAUAAACGGAAUUCAUUCAGUUGAUGUAAAUAACCUGAACAAUUGCUCACGUUUCCUUUAUUUCAAAAUGGUCAUGAAUAUAAGUAAUGUACUUUUGUCUGAAGCCGUAGGUAAAAGUGUUUAUCAUCGUUCAUGUAACUAGUGUAAAUAAAUGAUUAUUCGAAGAAGCAGGUUGAAAUUUGUGUUAUUAUGUAGGUGACAUUUAGUUAUUUAAGUACUAUUAGGGAACCAAAUGAAAGAAUAUAAUAAAUGUUAUCACAACUGAA
Messenger RNA from Phaedon cochleariae (mustard beetle), 2017 nucleotides. The record is from the annotation of a GenBank genome assembly. Lineage: Eukaryota; Metazoa; Arthropoda; Insecta; Coleoptera; Chrysomelidae.